Molecule: messenger RNA, 4102 nt
Organism: Fundulus heteroclitus (mummichog)
Lineage: Eukaryota; Metazoa; Chordata; Actinopteri; Cyprinodontiformes; Fundulidae
Gene: slc9a1b
Product: solute carrier family 9 member A1b
Exons: 12
Coding region: 206-2452 (748 amino acids)
Biological process (GO): proton transmembrane transport; regulation of pH; sodium ion transport
Cellular component (GO): membrane
Molecular function (GO): sodium:proton antiporter activity
Source: RefSeq, a predicted model, not a curated record
CCAGCGGCCACACUGCGCAGCUGUGAGUGUCUGAGGAUGAGGAGCUGCUCUGUCUUCCGCAGACUCCUCCUGCUGCUCCUCCGCAGGUGUGCGCAGUUUUAACAUGACCGCAGAGUCGCUGCGUAAAACAGUCUGCGCACCCGCGUGGCGCUCGCCUCCUCUCCUCUUCCUCCUCAGCUGUUGAUCCGAACCGGUCCAUCUCAACAUGGCUGUGCGCGCUGCUCGAUCCGCUGGGUUCACCGCGGUCCUCCUGCUGUUCCUGGUCCUCGCCGGUUCCGCCUGGACCGGGGAUGCCCCCGCAGCUCACAACGGGACACCGAGCACCCAGGAGGACCCGGACCCGCAUCACGGAACCAACGCCACGAACCACAGGAAGGCUUUCCCCGUCCUCGCCUUCAACUACGACCACGUCAGGAAGCCCUUUGAGAUCUCGCUGUGGAUCCUGCUGGCGCUGCUCAUGAAGCUGGGUUUCCACAUCAUUCCCAGAGUGUCCCACGUCGUUCCGGAGAGCUGCCUGCUGAUCUUCGUUGGCCUGCUUGUUGGCGGCGUGAUCAAAGCCAUGGAUGAGAAGGCGCCGGUCCUGGACUCCAAGCUCUUCUUCCUCUACCUGCUGCCCCCCAUCAUCCUCGACGCCGGCUACUUCCUGCCCAUCCGGGCCUUCACGGAGAACAUGGGCACCAUCCUGGUGUUUGCGGUGGUGGGGACGCUGUGGAACGCCUUCUUCGUCGGCGGCAUGAUGUUCGCCGUCUGUCAGAUCGAGGCGGCCCAGGUCGGCCAUGUUGACCUGCUGUCCUGUCUGCUGUUCGGCUCCAUCAUCUCGGCCGUGGACCCCGUGGCGGUCCUGGCCGUGUUUGAGGAGAUCCACAUCAACGAGCUGCUGCACAUCCUGGUGUUUGGAGAGUCGCUGCUUAAUGACGCCGUCACUGUGGUUCUGUAUCACCUGUUUGAGGAGUUUUCUCACGCAGGAACUGUGACCGUUGGCGACGCCUUCCUUGGUGUGGUCUCUUUUUUUGUGGUUUCCCUUGGCGGCAUCCUGGUAGGUGUCAUCUACGGCGUCCUGGGAGCCUUCACGUCCCGCUUCACCUCGCACUCCCGUGUCAUCGAGCCCCUGUUUGUCUUCCUCUACAGCUACAUGGCUUACCUCUCUGCAGAGGUCUUCCAUCUGUCCGGAAUUAUGUCUUUGAUCGCCUGUGGUGUGGUUAUGCGGCCGUACGUGGAGGCCAACAUCUCCCACAAGUCCUACACCACCAUCAAAUACUUCCUGAAGAUGUGGAGCAGCGUGAGCGAGACGCUGAUCUUCAUCUUCCUCGGCCUUUCCACUGUGGAAGGUCCCCACAACUGGAACUGGAUCUUUGUGAUCUUCACCCUGGUCCUCUGUCUCCUCUCCAGAGUGUUGGGAGUCGUCGGUCUCACGUUCAUUAUAAAUAAAUUUCGUAUUGUGAAGCUGACCAAAAAGGACCAGUUCAUUGUGGCCUAUGGUGGCCUGCGAGGUGCAAUCGCCUUCUCUCUGGGUUUCCUUCUGACGGACAGUGAGAAGAAGCACAUGUUCCUCACCGCCAUCAUCACGGUCAUCUUCUUCACCGUCUUUGUGCAGGGGAUGACCAUCAGGCCUCUGGUGGACCUCCUGGCCGUGAAGAGGAAGAAGGAGAGCAAAGCGUCGAUAAACGAGGAGAUUCACACACAGUUCCUGGAUCACCUGCUUACAGGAAUCGGAGACAUUUGUGGACAUUAUGGACAUCAUCACUGGAAAGACAAGCUGAAUCGCUUCAACAAGACGUACGUGAAGAAGUGGCUGAUCGCAGGCGAGCGCUCCAACGAGCCGCAGCUCAUCUCCUUCUACAACAAGAUGGAGAUGAAGCAGGCCAUGAUGCUGGUGGAGAGCGGGAGCGCCGCCAAGCUGCCCUCCGUCAUGGCGGCCGCCUCCGCACAAAACAUCCAGCAACAGAGGGAAGAGGCCCGACAACAAAAGCUCCUGAAGAUCUCAAAGACCCGCGAGGCCGAGAUCCGUAAGGUGCUGCGGGCCAACCUGCAGAAAACCCGGCAAAGGCUGCGCUCCUACAGCAGACACGACCUCUUCAUGGACCCGUUUGAAGAAGACAUGAGCGAGGUCCGCUUCAGGAAGCAGAAGGUGGAGAUGGAGAGGAGGAUGAGCCACUACCUCACCGUCCCCGCUAAGCGACAGGAGACGCCCUCCGUGAGGAAAGUCUGGUUUGAACCAGAGCACAAAGUUUACACGUACGAUGACAGCCAGAGCCCCCGGAGCGGCGCCAUUCAGCUGAAUCCCCGCCCCUCUGAUGGCGCCGCCCUGCUGGACGGGUCGCCGCAGGGCUCAGAACCGAGCGCCGCCCCGCAGUCCGCGGACCAAUCAGAGAGGCAGAAACCAUCCCGCUGCCUCAGCGAUCCGGGUCCCAAUGAGGAUGAGGAAGAAAGCAUCUUUUUCUCGUCGCGAUGAAGGACGCUGGUCUAGGCAGCUGAUGGCGCCCAGCUGGAUGUUUGUUGUUUUAGUGUGAAAUGAUGCAGGUCUGUGUUUUCAGCACCAAAGGACCUUCAGGGGGGGUUUAACAGUCACGUGGACCAAAAGAGUAUUUAACAAGUCCCUCAAAGCACAAAGGAGCUCUGCUUAUAAUCCUAAAUAAUGUCACUACACUGGAGCAGCUCGUUGCUUUGUAGCAAUAGUUAAUUAAUCAGUUUUACUUCUGAAUGAGGCGUCGAUAGGAUGGAGACGUCUCAGGACUGGAGUAAAAACAAAGAAGCAACCAAAGAGAAAGCUUUAAAGUCCUGCAGGAGGCCUGGGGACUCACAGGGGUGUCUGGGAACCGAGAAGGAAAAGCUGAAGCUGGGAUUACAGGUUGAUAAGAGGCAGGUGAGAUUUCUGCGUGUGACUCUGUCCUCCAGCCCAGAAUAACGGGAGCGUCGGUCUUAGAGGUGUUCCCGGUUAGUCCUGCCGUCUCACUGCAGGCCGCCUCCACAAUGUUCUCAUUUCUUUAUGAAACAUCCUUCUAAGAUGCUGCCAGUGGACUUUAUUCUGCUGAAUCUGAGACGCAGAGUCAAAGCAGACGGAACCAGUUCAGGAAUCAGGAGGAACGUUCCAGCCGGCGGCGGAACCAGAGACGGGCCGUAUUUACUCCAGAUCAUACAAACCCUCGCUGAGACCUCCUCCACUCGCUGCUCCAACUGACUGUCGGGUGCCUCGGUAACUGCCUGAUUAAAGAUAUUACAGCACUUGCGCCCUCCGGUGGCUGUCUUAGACGUGUGAACCGAUCCGCGUCAGGUUCUGGCCGUUCCUCCUGGUUCUCUGGCUGCUUGUUUCAGUUCCACUUUCAGGCUUGAGUUUUUGUGAAUCCUCGUCUCGUCUCGUCUGCAGCACCACAGACUUCUCAUAGUGUGAUCUGCUCGUUGCUUAAAUUAGGAACAAAUAGUUAUAGACAGGAAAGGCUGCGGCGAUCGGCUUUAACUACAGAGAUGGAGAAUGAAAAUCAGCCGAGAGGCGUUGCUUCAGGCUCCUGCUGCCGUUUCCAGGCUGAAGCUUUAAAUUGAUGUCAGGAUGUUCAGUUCCCAGAGAGUUUUAACGAUGAGACGCCUGUGAAGAAAGUUGGACAUCUAACAUGUCUGUAUUUUCUCUGGAAAACCAGGAAUUGUUUUUUUUUUUUUUAAAGCAAACUAAACCUGUAUUCAUAUUUCCUUCUACAUCUAAAGGAUUCAGUAAAAUAUUGCUUUAAUAAUUAAAAUCAAUCCCAUCCUCCUGAGCGAUCCGGUUCUGCCAGAACGCUGCAGUGACCUCGGUUUGUCUGAACGGGUCCAACGAGGUUCUGCUGAUCCGUGGCGUUUCAUCAGGGACUCAAACGUGGUGAGCCGGAUCCCGGCAGCUGAAGCGAACUCCUGCUUUGAGUCACUUUCGUGAUCUGAAGAGUUUUUGGAGCUUUGCAGUAAAUGUUGACGUUUCAUCACGUUCCUCCUCACUGAGGACGCUUUAAAGCUUGUUAACGUCUGCGCCGCACAGAACCAAGCUGCCUUUGCUUCUGCUGUGUUUUUAUAUUUGGUGUUGUACACAUUUAUCACAUGAAGGGAAGCUUUAAUAAAUAAAGGUUUAUUGCUAAAUUGG